This is a messenger RNA of Arachis duranensis, 705 nucleotides long. RefSeq lists its product as uncharacterized. Lineage: Eukaryota; Viridiplantae; Streptophyta; Magnoliopsida; Fabales; Fabaceae. The record is from RefSeq and is a predicted model, not a curated record. Bases 1 to 705 code for a protein of 234 amino acids. The transcript has a single exon.
AUGGCUAGUGAGGAGAGUUUUGUUGUUUUGGUUCACCACAGAGGAUCCAUUAAGAGAAAAACUCGUUCCGGCGUGAAGUUCACAGAUAAGGAUCCUCUCUGUAUUGUCUUGACUCCUACGAUGAGCUAUGAUGACCUUGUUAGAUCUGUACUGAUGAAACUCGGUCUGGAAGGUGCGAAGCGGGUUAAGAAGUUUUUCUAUCGCAUUCCAAUCACGGUGCUCCAGGAUACCGUGAAGUAUGAUUGUUUCAUGAUUAGUAGUGAUGAGGACUUGCAAGUAAUGUUUCUUUGUCGGCGGCAGUUUCCAGAGGUGAGGACACCAGAGUUGUUGGCAAAGCUGGUUGAUGUGGUAUCCAACUCAGGGGGUUCGAACCGGAAUACCACCACUUUAGCCACGGCAGCCGGUUCUAGUUCCCGACCUGCCGUUGGUUCUUCCUCCGUCCCUGUGUACCAGCCAGUGGUCCAACCUGUCGCCUCCCCAUCUUUUGCUGUUGAUCUCAAUGGCAGCGUAUGCGACGAGGUAGGUUCAAGGAAAAAUCUGCCAAACACUUUACUGGGCGUUGCACCGCUUAGCGUUGGAGAUGGAUUGUUGGGUGAUGCAGAGGAGGAUGACGUCGAGCCGGAUAUGAUUGACGAUGACAGCGGCGAUGAUAUUGGAGCGAGUGAGCCUGCAUUGGCGGUAGGUGGUUCCAGCUCUGGCACAUAG